Phialemonium atrogriseum is the source of this 1546-nucleotide messenger RNA. RefSeq lists its product as uncharacterized. Lineage: Eukaryota; Fungi; Ascomycota; Sordariomycetes; Cephalothecales; Cephalothecaceae. The coding region runs from base 277 to 1086 and encodes 269 amino acids. The transcript has 5 exons. The record is from RefSeq and is a predicted model, not a curated record.
GUUCUGUGCGUGUGACCCCUAAGCCUUCUUGUUUGAUCUUGGUCCGUGUUGGUUUCUGUGGGGGGUGGUAGAGGCUUCCUUUGUUUACCUAGGUACCUCAGAUCUCACCCUCACCUGGUACACCCCCUCCUCUUUCACCCCACCGUUCACGAAGUUCACCCACCGAGUCCACACAGGACAAGUCUUUCCAUGAAUAUCAUAUUUCCCCUUAUCCCCGACCUCGAAUAUCCCUGACUUCUUCCUAUAAGCACGACUAAGCACGACUAAGCCGCCACCAUGACCCUUUUGAGGCGGCUUAAGGUUCGCCGCAGGGCAUCCCGGCUCUGGGAAAGGAUGAAAUCACCUGUGGAGCUCAAAAGCGUGAGCCCGGCGCCCGUGAGCUUGAAGACUAUAGGCUCGACGCUGGUGGGCUCUGAUCCUGCGAGUAAAGAUACUCCAAAGAAGGACCUCCUCCUGCCCUUGGUUAUCGAUGGCCGUCAGCUCGCUGUCAUGGCGGAGGAGGGGAAGUGGUGCAGCAGUUGUGGAAUCUACCAGAGAUACGAUGAGCCGCGUAUCCGCUGCUGCCCAAGGCCCCCAUUUGAGGAUGAACCCUCCGACACCGCCGAGCCGCCUUUGCCCACGAGCGAGACACUCGCAAGCCCUCAGCCGAUGAGCCCUCAGCCGGAGUCGCAGCCAUCGCUAGACCCAGAGGGACCACCAAAUCCCGUCUCCAACCCAGACGUCUCCAUGGCCAACAACGUCAACCCCCCGGUUAGCAAGGACGACGCCGAAGAGGAGGAGGAGGAAGGGGAAGGGGAAGAAGGCUUCAUCUCGGACGACGAAGGGGAUCCCGCCCCGGCCAGGACCCCGCCCUGCGCCUUCUGCCUCUGGUCCAGCACCGUCGGGCGCUGGGACGACGGGCUCGCGGCGCUGCGAUACCCGGCCACAGAAGACGUGUACCCGCCUCCCCGGCACCGCUGCGGCAUCCGUCGCCGCCCCUUGCACCCGGACCUGUUCAGGCCGCACUCUCCGCUUGGAGGUCUUGCCGCUGGGCUGGAUGCGAAGGGGAGGUUUGGGGAGCCGGGUGGGAGGUUGGGCGGUUGGUGAGGGGGCGGGUUCAAAAAACUGUUCUCGGCGCGGAGAGGGAGUCUCUCUCGCUGGUUUCCUGACUUGGACUUGGCUUGUUGCUGCAGAUCUGGCCGUGGAGAAUCCGGCUCCUAUCGAUGGCUUGUGGUGCUGGAUCACGAUAUCGGAGUUACGCGUCUGAGUAUGGAGUUCUGAUUUCUUCCCUCGCCCUCCCAGCAAGAUACAGCUGGUGAUUUGGGAGGGCAAGGGGCUAAGCCUUCGAACGAGGCAUUCGAGAACGAAUGGCCGCAUAAUACUAAUAUGGUCAGGAUAAGCUGUACCAGUAACGAAACGAAGUUGUACGAGAGAGUCAAACACUGUCAGAGUAUUUAGUCUCUAAUCAUCCAUCCAACAAGUGAUCACAGAGGGGCCAAAAUAUCCUCAAAGGGUGGCUGUAGGUUGUAGCUCGGGUUUGAUUAGCAUGUAGUAACUUCCAGCACGU